Molecule: messenger RNA, 1416 nt
Organism: Micromonas pusilla CCMP1545
Lineage: Eukaryota; Viridiplantae; Chlorophyta; Mamiellophyceae; Mamiellales; Mamiellaceae
Exons: 3
Coding region: 1-1416 (471 amino acids)
Biological process (GO): cellular response to ionizing radiation; mitotic intra-S DNA damage checkpoint signaling; DNA repair
Cellular component (GO): checkpoint clamp complex
Source: RefSeq, a predicted model, not a curated record
AUGGACCUCCUCCUGUCCGGCGCGCCGAUGCGCGCGUUCCUCAAGAGCGUCCUGUGUCUGUCGAGGAUCGGUUCCGAGGUGCUGUUCGAGGCGACGCAAGAGGACGGGCUUUCGAUCAAAUCGAUCAACACCGCGCGGUCGGCGUUCUGCUCGAUCGUCCUGAAACCCGCGGCGUUCGAGAAGUACGCGCUGACGAGCGGCGAGGCGACGGUCCAGACGUGCGUGCUCUCGAAACAUCUCCUGGCCUCGAUGCGCACGACGCGGAUGGAAUCCCUCAGCCUCGCGCUGGACGCGGACCAGACGACGCUGAGCGUCACGAUCGUGUGCAACCGCGGCGGGGUGAGGAAAACGUACAGAAUACACGUGAUCGAGGACGCGGAGCACUUGAAAGCGACGAUCGACGCGGAGUCGAUGCCGGUGAAACUAGUGCUUCGGCCGCGGGGUUUCUCGCGGCUGCUGUCGCACUUCCAGCCCGGGCAGAACGACAUCACGAUCGCGUGCCUGCCCGAGACGGACGGCGCGGAACGCGUCGAGCGGUCGUUCGGGGUCAACGCGAAUGAGCCGCCGCCGCCGCGGAAGAACUUGAAACUCACGUCGUACGUGGACCCGAACGCGCCGCCGAGCGGCGCGCUGCAGACGUCGAUCGGCAUGGACACGUCGGAGGACGCGGUGCUUCGGUACGAGGCGAAGAAAGACGAGACGCUCGAGGUCACGGUGAACUUGAAGGAUCUGAAGGCGAUGGUGGCGUUCUGCGAGCACGUGGACGUGGACGUCGCGAUUUUCGCGGACUCGCCCGGGGCGCCGGUGUUGGUUCGGCCGUGCGCGGAGUUCCGAGAGAUCGGCGGCGGCGGCGGCGGCGGCGGCGGCGGCGGGGGAUACGGCCAGCAGCAGCACGGGGGAUAUCCACAGCGCGGGCAGUUCGACGGGCUGAGCGGCGUCCCCCUCGACGCGGAGCUCGUCCUCGCGUCGAUGAUCCCGCUGCAGCAGGAGCUAGACAAGAACGAGGGCGGCGCGCACGGCGGCGGGGACGGAGGGGCAGGGGCGGGGGGAGGCUUCGGCGGCGAAUCGAACGAGGACGAAGACGCGUUGUUGCUCGCCGCGGUGACGCAGGCGGAGCAGCGGAUGUCCGCGGCCGCGUCGCGCGGGGGUGAGAUCACGGAACGGCCCGCGCGCGGGAAGCGACGCGCGGCGAAGGAUGCGGACGCGAGCGUCGGCGCGGCGGCGAGCACGGGGAUACCGGAUUCGGUCGACGACGACGGCGGCGGCGGCGGGCGCGCGCGCGAGGCCGCGUCGGUCGGGAACGCCGGGUUGGCGUGGGCGCCCGGGGAGAGCACGCGCGCGGAUGACACGGACGACGACGACGACGGCGAUCAGUUCGUCGAGCCGACGCCGCCGGAUAAACGUCGACGGAAGUGA